Messenger RNA from Aethina tumida (small hive beetle), 749 nucleotides. RefSeq names its product neo-calmodulin-like. Gene Ontology annotation, cellular component: myosin II complex. The record is from RefSeq and is a predicted model, not a curated record. Gene Ontology annotation, molecular function: calcium ion binding. Bases 1 to 516 code for a protein of 171 amino acids. NCBI's taxonomy places the organism in Eukaryota, Metazoa, Arthropoda, Insecta, Coleoptera, Nitidulidae. The transcript has a single exon.
AUGAGCAAGAAACCUCCACCGCCACCCGUCCCUGCUGAAGGGGAGGAGAACGAAGAGGAGCCGGGUCCGUUCAGCAACAAGCAGCUGAAGGAAUUCAAGGCGGCGUUCGACACGGUGGACAGAUGGAAGGAGAAGAAGAUACGCAUCAAGGAAAUCGGCAACGCCUUCAAGCUUUUGGGGAUGUUGGCUAGUGAGAAGGAGGUGAACGACAUCUUGGAGCUGUACAAGGAUGAGCAGUACGUGAAUUUUCCCCUUUUCCUGACCAUUCUGGAGCAAAGGUUUGCUGAACACGAUACUGAAGAAGAGGUACGUGAGGCCUUCCGGGUCUUCGACCGGGACAAGACCGGCUACGUUGACGCCAUGGAGAUGAUUGCGCAGCUGACGAACAAAGGUGAGAAGCUGGAGAAGGAGGAGAUCGAGGAGUUAUUGAGGGUCACCAGUCCGGACGAAAAGGGACAGAUAAUGUACGAGAACUUUAUAACCUUCAUUUAUUCCAAACUACGAAAAUUCAUGUAAUUUAUCUUCAUUAUCAAAUCUAAACUGGAAUUGUAAGUGAUUCAUGAAAUUUAAUGUUUCUUUUUUGGAGCAUAAUCUCCGUUAUGGUACGGUAUUUCUCAAGACCUUAAAAAUUAAUUAUUAUUGUUAAUCAAUUAGAUACAAAAGUGCUCUACCGAGUGUAAAAUAUAAUACAAGGUCUUAUAAAAAUGGAAGGUCGAAUAUUUUUUACUUGCAAUAAACUAUUAUACUAA